Penaeus vannamei (Pacific white shrimp) is the source of this 633-nucleotide messenger RNA. It is a transcript of the gene mRpL53, whose product is annotated as mitochondrial ribosomal protein L53. NCBI's taxonomy places the organism in Eukaryota, Metazoa, Arthropoda, Malacostraca, Decapoda, Penaeidae. The record is from RefSeq and is a predicted model, not a curated record. Gene Ontology annotation, cellular component: mitochondrial large ribosomal subunit.
CUCUCUCCCACCCUCCCAUUCCCUCAUUCCAAGAUGGCGCUCCCUUACACCGUGUCUGGCACCCUCACCCGCAGCGCUGGUCUCGCGGCCGCCAUCGCCAAGGAGUCCAAGAUCCUCUCCUUUAAACCGGCGAAGAAGAUCGAAUUCUCCUUCGAUCCUUUCCGGGAGAGAACCUUGUCGCUGAGACGCAUGCUUACUCUUUUCAAUCAAGAGAGGGUUCGUGACACCAAUCCAAACUGCACUGUGAAGACCACUGUUGUUUGUGACCGAUCCGAGCCCACCAUAAAGGUUACUCUUGUUUCAGGUCACAAGAUACUAUUCAAGACGCAAAAUCUUGAGACAGUGGAAAUACUCAAGAAAUUUAAUGAACUAGUGAGCAGUCAAGCAGAACCGGCAGAGUCGAGCUCAACCCCAGUCAAAGGAGGCAAGACAAAGCCAGGCAAGAGAAGGACGUAGGACGUAUUGACUUUUAUAGGAAAGCCUUUUGUACAUAUGGGUGUGGUUUAGUAUCUGUUUGGGGUUCAUUAAGAAAUACAGUAAUACAGACUAGAAAAUUUCAAGUUAGCUUCACAGCCAACAUGUCGACCCAAGCUCAGCGCAAAUAUGAGGCCACCCUCAGCAUUGUCAAUAAAG